This is a messenger RNA of Moneuplotes crassus, 1314 nucleotides long. NCBI's taxonomy places the organism in Eukaryota, Ciliophora, Spirotrichea, Euplotida, Euplotidae. The record is from the annotation of a GenBank genome assembly.
AUGAAUUCAAUUAGAAAGAGUACCAAGAAAAGUCAUCAUAAGAGCUCACGAUCGAGUGUGAAGUUGAAGCUCAAGGAAUAUGGACAUGAUUCCUUUGAGGAAUCACUUGAUGUUAAUUCUAUGAAGAAACAAAUACUUCCUGAGAUUAAUAGAAGCAAACAUAAUAAUAGCUAUGUCGAUCAGAAUAGCAAGGCUAGCAUUAUUAAUCCGCUAAUCAACAGGACAUUGGAGGAAAAAGAAGAAUAUAUGAAGCAGAGGAUGAAAGUUGUUGAGAAUAAAAGAAAAUAAGCAAAUCAAAGUUAAUUUUGAUCUCAACCAGAAAUUAAUAUCAAUGCAAGAGGAGAAAGAAAAAUUAUUGAUGAAGUUAAAAUAAAUCAACUGGAAAAGAUGUUAGUCCUCCCAAACAGACUACUUCAAUCGACGAAACAAAAUACAAAGAGGAGAUGAAGAAAUUACAAAAUACUAUCACCGAAUUUAAAUAAAAAGCUAAAAUUUCAGAAAAAUAUCGAGACAAAACUAAAGCAAGAAAAGGACCAAAUCACCAAAUACAAGGACCUCCAAAUCCAAAAACUCCAGCAAAAGCACCUACAAACCAUUACCUCCAAGGACAAAUUAAUCCACAAACUAAAAUCACAACUUGCUCAGUUAAAAUCUAGCCCAAAAGCCCCAGUUAAGCAGCUUACUUCUAAAGAAGACUCCCAGUCAGUCUCUUCAUACCAGAACAGUUAUUUUAGGGAGUCUGUGCCUGGAGAACUUGCUGAAGGAGUCUGACCUGAUUGAGCAAUGACCCCUAAUACAGAAGAAGUUAUAGCUACUUUGAAUCAGCAACUUCAGGAGUACAAGGACAGAGUUAUAGAAGAGAGUAAGGAGACUGAACGGCUAAGGAGGAUUGUUGAUAAAUGAAGGGCUGAGAUAGAUCAUUUGAAUAUGAUUGAUCAAAGUAUUAAAUUAGAAGUAGAAGCCUUAAAAGCCCAGAAAGAAGAAAUUCUUGUUGAGAAUCUAACAAUUAAGAAGUUAGCUAAAAAGGUUUUAGGUGAUAAAGAAGAUUCAGAACAAUUUGAUUUUACAAAAGAGCAAGAGAAGGUAAAUGAGCUUGUAAUGGCUACUAAAAAGAAGAAUGAAACUUUGUCAAAAGAAAAUGAAAUUCUGACUAAGAGAUUGAAAGACCUUGAACAGACCAAAUCAGCAACAUCUUCAAAAAUAGACGAAUUAAUUAGAGAGAAUGACAUUAAUAUUGAGAAGGUCAGCAGGCUUGAACUAGAGCUGCAUCAUAGGAAAUAGGAAGCCGAAUUUGUAGAGGAAUACCUUUGAGUG